Molecule: messenger RNA, 1638 nt
Organism: Aplysia californica (California sea hare)
Lineage: Eukaryota; Metazoa; Mollusca; Gastropoda; Aplysiida; Aplysiidae
Exons: 5
Coding region: 344-754 (136 amino acids)
Source: RefSeq, a predicted model, not a curated record
GCUAGUUUAGGCUAUGUUAUAACUUUUUUGUUUCGCCAGUCUCGUGACGAUCAUGAAUUUUUGUCCAAUGGCAAUUUUCCUUUCAGAGAUAGCCUAGCCCACGGGUCUCUGACUGACUGACAUGUGACAUGUGAUACUGACUACUGACUACUGCUUUGUUUACAUCCAGCAACUCAGUGGUCAGCUGUACUUUCUUCGAAGAAAAAUCGAUAUCUCCAUUGACCAUUGUAUUUGAUUUGGAACCAGCCAUUUGAUUUCAUCUAGAUUUUUAGGUACCUUUGCUAGAUCUACACUUUAGACUAAAGUAGAAAGGUGCUCUUGCAGCAACAGUCCAAACAGCACAAUGGCAGAUGACAAGACAGGUCUUUUGAGUGGGUCAAGGCCUUCUCCCCCCCCUGCACCAUCCAGUGGCAGUAGUGUUGCUGCUACAAACAUCACCACUGGUGCUGUGUACCAUGAUAGCACCCAGUCACCAACUGCUAGGUUGCUGCAAUUGGUGUUUGUGGCUCUUGUGGUUGUCAUGGUCUUGGUUACAUUGUCACUCUCUGUGUACAGAGGACUAGACGUAGACACCGACGGGAGUGCAUAUUUCCUCCAGGGGGUCAGUCUAAUUGGCUUUGUUGUCAUCGAAGUGAUGAUGAUAAUUUUCACAAGAAGAGGUGAUCUCCCGAAAGGAAAGUCCUGGUUUCUAUAUCUAGUUGGCUUUUGUGUUAUGCUGGAAGCAAUAUUUACCGAUGUAUUGCUGUUCCAAUAGUUCGUUCUCUUGGGUUCAUUUACCAGGAAAUGAUCAUUUAUUUCAAUAUGAUGUUUAACAGAAGGGUAGUUUUGAAUGUGUGUUAAGCUUACAUUAAUUUUUGGGUGCCUCAAGGAGAAAGGCGGCAAGUGACACACAGAAAUUUGUCGUUUAGAAUGUAAGCCUACCCACCUUGGGCUGAAAGUGGCCAAUCAAACUGAUUUCCAUUGGCCCAUCAAGGACUGCAGUUACUGCUUGCAUUUCUACUCCAUUGUCAAAAAGUGAUAAGAGCUGCCAUAUUUUUUCCAAUGUCUUUUAUGUACCAUAUCAGUUAAGUCUCUAUUAAAGGUCAAGCUUUCAAAAUGACGUAUUUGGCUGUCACUCCCAUGGGAACCCAGCCUGACCCAAAAAAUUCUUUAGAUAUGUUUUCAGAACUCCAGUUGAAUGGUCUCUUCGAAUACCUGGCAAAAUCACAUGUGGUCCUCAGCCUUAAAACUUUGUACAACCCUUUUUUUUUAAUGGAUAGCUUUCUUUACUGUAAAUUGGCUUCACUUUUUUGUGAUACAUAUUGUGCAUGUCUGUACCUAAUUGAUUUUUUUUUUACACAUGCCUUGUAGAUGUUUUAAGAAAGAGAAGGGUAUGCAUCAAUUGAUUCUUUAGUGUCGUAUUAUGUGAGGGAUUUUAGAUUGCCUGAGAACUUUGUUUCAAGUUGUUUUCCCAGUUGAUAAAGCAUUUCUUCUCGUGUCAUGUUCUGGGUAGUUCCCAGAAAUUUUUCAUAACCAUAAUUUGUUUUUGUUUUUUUGUUUUUAAUUUUUUUUUUUUUUUACUUAAAAUGUUGCAAUAUGUUUGUAUUGAUUGCUGCUAUGCUUUUUGUUUUCUUUUAGUAAAAUUUUGUCAAAGGAAAA